GCCCACACGCAUGAAGCAGGCAAACAUGGCAGCUUCCACCGACAACAUCUUGGAGAUCUCCGCGUCUAUCGCUGGCAUUUUGAAUGAAAAACACAAACCUGAACACUUGCAGGUUUUAAAAACAUUUACAGCUGCCCUGCGGGACGAGGAAUACCGAGAUGCUGUGGAGGAGGAGAUGUUCUCCACUUUUCUGAAGGUCCUGAUGAGACUGUGUGAAGAACUGCAGGCUGCCGGCACGGACGGCGAGGAUCUGCAGUCCUCUACCUUGGAGCUUCAGCUAACCGCCGAGUGCUUCAGAGCCCAGAGGAAUGCCUGUGUCCAGAGUACACGCAACCAAAGUCUGCUCAGGCAACUUGGUUUCAUUGAUGUAUCCCUCAAACUCCUGAGAUUCCUAUCAACUGUAAAUUUGGGGAAUACAGAUGCCAUAUUUGAACCUCUUCGUUGUGGCAUCCAGUUCCUUGGUAACUUAGCAGUUGGUAACCAGUUGUGCAAAGAUGAAAUUUGGAGGAUAAGCUUCCCAGAUCUUUUCCUGCAGCUGCUUAGCACUGAUGAUGAGAAGGUGGUGAACUACACCUCGAUGGUAAUCCACACAUGCCUGGAUGAGGACAAGGUGGAAGAUUUGUCUAAGCCACAGAACAUCCAGCUGGCUCUCAGGGUGAUGGAGCUCUGCAGGACUCAGCCUGAGCUGGACUGGACAGUGCUCAUUGCAACGCAGCAUUUCCUGAGGUCUUUGUCUCUGGUGGAGAACAUGUACUCUGAGAUGUCUCACCAUGAUAGAGUUACUUUAGUAGAGCUACUUUUAGCCCAGCUAAGAGAGGAGGGCUCAGAGGACUGUGGCAUCCCUCCCAGCGUGGCUCGUUUCCUGGCCACUUCCUUCCAGCAAGGUUGCGGAGCUGUGCUCACACUUGCUACAGGUUCUGCUUCCAGUGAUGAGGUCCUGCAGGAGGCACUAGCAGUGAUCAGUCUGCUGGAUGUGCUGUGUGAGAUGACCUCAGACCACAAACAGUUUAUGUUCCUACAGGACCAUCCAGACCUUCUAGCAACUACUGUUGAGCUCCUGGAGCAGGUACAUGCCACAGGGAAGGCCAGUAAGAACAUUUUCAGUGCUGCUCAGAACUUCUCCUCCUUCAGUGGAGAUGGAGACCCUUCCUCCUAUUCUCCUGUCAUCAGCUUUAAGGCACACCUCAUCAGGCUGAUAGGAAACCUUUGCCACAGCAAUACCAACAACCAGAACAAGGUGAGAGAACUUGAAGGCAUCCCUCUCAUCUUGGAUAACUGCAACAUUGACAGCAACAAUCCUUUCAUCAGCCAGUGGGCGAUCUUCACCAUCAGGAACCUCCUGGAGCACAACUCAGACAACCAGACACUGAUUGCCUCUUUGGAACGCUGCGGCACAGCUGACUACUCCGCGCUCAGGGAGUUGGGUUUCCUGGUGGAGGAGCGAGAUGGAACCUUGCUGCUCAAACCUGUCAGGAAAGACUCCUAAAAACAGGCAGUGAGGACAAAGAAGGUUCUCAACCCACAAGCAGGUUUUCAUGUAAAGUCAUUGUCUAGAAGGAAAUACAUGUACAUGUACACAUAUAUACUCUCAUGAGUGAACAUGCAGCUCAUGAAUGUUACAAGUACUUAAGCAGCUUCUUGAGGUUAAAGGCCUGCACAUUGUUAGACAGAUAUUUUGUGUGGCUGUCCAGAAUAACUAACAGCCACACUGCUGCCAAUGCAGUAAUCAGAAAAGUGCUUUUGAAUUAGAUAUUGCGAUCAGAAAAGUAUAUUAUGCUAUAUAACAUACUUUUCUACCUCAGUAAUGCUGGCGCUCAAGCCUAAACUAUUAUGUAUUCGCAAAGGACCAAUGGUAUAGAAGCAGAGGUCAUAAUGUCAGGAGCUCUGGCUUUGUCUCAAUCUGAGACUGGGAAAUGAAGAGUUUGUUAGAGGCGAGCACAUGCUGGUACCUUUUGGCAAGGCUGAUGCUUUGCGGUUUAAUCCAAAGACAAAGAGCACUGCAGUAUCCAGGCUUUUUGCUUUUCACAGACACAGAUGAUACCAGCAGGGGUUUGGGUUUAAUUCCAGGCCCAUAGUGACUUCUGCAGUAACCAUGAAACAGAGAAUGACCAAAACAUGAUGUAAUCUACCCCCUCCCUGCCUUACCUAAUUAAAGGGUGGCAUCUUGGCCAUGAUAUGAAGACCUUAUUCAAAUAUUUCAAAUAUUCCACUUAUCUAAAGUGAUAUGAUAUUAAUAUUACAAGCUGAGGAUAUUUAAGUGUGAAAUGCAGGAAUACAAAUGCAUGUUUUGUUACUUAAAAACAAGGCUCAGUGUUUACUAUGAGUCGCCGUAUCUUUGCUUGCUUUUCCAGUGAGUCUUGUUUUAGGAUUAUAACAGUAUUAGUAAAUACUUAAAACAUAGUCUUGCGAAUUUCAUCCUAAUCUUCUGUUUCUAUCCAGUAAUGUUAAUAAAAAAAGGCAUAAGAGAGCUCAUGGCAUGCAGGAUGAUUUCCAACCAUCCUAGAACAACACCGAUAUACACACUUACUCUGAGCAAUCUAUAAUUUAUUAUAGCAGACUGCAUAGACCUUCCUGGAAUAUUUCAUCAAUAUUGUGCUUCCUAUUUAACUGUAGUCGUGUGUUUGCUCUGCUGACCAGAGAUAGUAAUUGUACAUCAGUAGACGGCGGAUAAGAGCAUACUGAAACUGUGCAUGUGUAAAGCGAGAGAGGGGAUUCAGACCAUAAGCAUUAGUUUGCAGAAUGACAUCCCUCCCUGUUCCUCCUGCUGCUGGAUAAGCUGAAUGGUCCUGACAACUCAACAAAGCAGCGCUUUAUGGCCCUGCCAACACCCUGCUCCACCCUGUUUGCUCUGCCCCUGAUUUUUUAAUGACAAAAUGUGUUGAAACAAUUGGUUGGUCUCUCCUUUCAAUCCACCAACAUAGUGAAGGGAGCUUAUAGGGUUCCGGUCCCCAGGAUUUCAGACAGCUAACAAAACAGCUGUUAGUUGCGCUUGACUGAAUGGCUGCAAUGCUUUUCAGCCCCACAGGAAAGAGGCUGUGCAAGUCAGCCGGGCUGAAUGAGGUGGCAUGGCUGCAGCCAUGUGGUCAUCUCCUAACACAUUAGUACCACAUUGGUCAAGGUCAAAAUUUCUUGUUUCCCAUGUCAGCAUUUUACACCACAAGCCUCUACUGUAAUGUACUUGUGCCUUCUGGUUUUCAUGCUAGCUUUCAACAAAAACCACCAUGUUAGACUUCAUGUUUUUUUUUUGGUUUUUUUUGGGUG
This is a messenger RNA of Archocentrus centrarchus (flier cichlid), 3261 nucleotides long. It is a transcript of the gene atxn10, whose product is annotated as ataxin 10. Gene Ontology annotation, biological process: neuron projection development. Gene Ontology annotation, cellular component: cytosol. The record is from RefSeq and is a predicted model, not a curated record. Lineage: Eukaryota; Metazoa; Chordata; Actinopteri; Cichliformes; Cichlidae. The coding region runs from base 11 to 1486 and encodes 491 amino acids. The transcript is spliced from 11 exons.